Messenger RNA from Amaranthus tricolor (Joseph's coat), 423 nucleotides. Its product is annotated as inorganic pyrophosphatase 1-like. Bases 1 to 423 code for a protein of 140 amino acids. Lineage: Eukaryota; Viridiplantae; Streptophyta; Magnoliopsida; Caryophyllales; Amaranthaceae. Gene Ontology annotation, molecular function: phosphatase activity. The record is from RefSeq and is a predicted model, not a curated record. The transcript is spliced from 4 exons.
AUGUUAGAAAGGUUUGAUGAUGCUGGACUAAGCGAUCUCAUGGCUAUCAGGUUAAUGGCUGCAAUUCUGUUGCUAGUUAUAUUCAUUGUGUUGGUAGUUCAAUUCUCAUCUGACACAUUGAUGAAAGAAAUGCAUUUACAAGGAGUAACAAUAAAUGAUAUUGUAGAAGUCCUAAAAAGAACUCCAAUUCAUCCUCGUAUUGUUCCUGCUAUUAAAGCUGCUCAUUCUGCAGGGUGUGAUUUGAGGAUUGUGAGUGAUGCAAAUAUGUUCUUCAUUGAAACAAUUUUGGAUUUUCUUGGAAUUAAGGAUUGUUUCUCAGAAAUUAACACUAAUCCUGGUUAUGUUGAUGAACAAGAAAGAUUAAGGAUUUUACCUUAUCAUGAUUUCACAAAAUCUCCUCAUGGAUGCUCCAAUCCUGAUUGA